GGGCAGCUGCGCACUGGCGAUGCGUACAGUUUGGCGGGGUUUCUCUCAGCAGCUGCAUCAGAGAAAGGGCUGGCAGGGUUGCUCCGAAUUUUUGGCUCUAAUUUUGUUUCCCUGCUCUCGUAUUUUGUCAUCCUUUGAGAUAAAAAGUAUUUGAUGAUAAAACUAGAUGGUAGCGGAGUUUCAUGACCGCACGAGGUCCGGUUUUGUUGUUAUAGCGUGAAAAUCACAGGUACACCGGAGCAAAAUCUGCCCGCUCUCUCGGCACUGUGUACCUUGACUUGAUCGGCUCAGCACUAGCAUCCAAGUGAGCUGAUCAGCUAGAAGAGAUAAUGUCGAGGAGACGAAGCCAACGAUUACAGACCAGGCAGGAGUGCCUACCGCCUGGCCAGGAUAGUGAAGAAGAAUUCACCAUUUGCACAAGAAAGAGGAAAAUUCGGGAAGAUGAUUCGGAUGAAGAGCUGCAUUCUGCUGAAAUCCAAAGAAGGAGGCAACAGUUCCAAAUUCAAAAUUGCUGGGUUCCAAUUUCGGAGUCGAGUGCCAUUGAGACGUCGUCGCUCAUACCCACCCCGCACCAGGAGCCCACGACCCCGUCCGAGCAACUCCUAGAGUCCGGGUCCAAGUUCCGCUUCCGCAACCUUUUCCCCACCCCGCUUGCUGACAGACGGUCCCCCUUGCCCAUUCUGAACUGGGCCGACUCGGCCGAGGUGUGGCGGGUCAUGCUCGAGAAAGAGAACAACUAUGUACACAACACCAGGGUGUUGGACAGACAUCCUAGCUUAGAGCCCCGGAUGAGGACCAUUCUUCUGGACUGGUUGAUUGAAGUCUGUGAAGUUUACCGGUUACACAGGGAGACGUUUUACCUUGCCGCCGACUUUGUAGAUAGAUAUUUGUCGAAAGCCAGCAACCUACCAAAGACCAAGCUGCAGCUUAUAGGAAUAACGGCGUUGUUCAUCGCAGCCAAACUAGAAGAAAUUUAUCCACCAAAGCUUGCCGAGUUUGCCUACGUCACAGACGGCGCCAGCUCAGAGCAAGAAAUCCUCGACCAAGAACUGGUCAUGCUAAAGGUAUUGAAGUGGGAUCUCUCGCCAGUAACGGUCAACACAUGGUUGAAUAUCUACCUUCAGCUCAGUCGACGUAGUCACACGACCCGCAGCAACCACAACUUCCUACUACCGGAGUACUCAGGACACCAGUUUGUGCAAGUAGCUCAGCUUCUAGAUUUGUGUAUAUUAGACCUAGGAUGUCUCCAGUUUGACUACAGCAUCGUAGCUGCAUCAGCGUUGUAUCAUAUGAUGUCUCAAGAACUAGCGUUGGAAGUGACAGGUCUCAAGUGGGACGACAUUGCUGCCUGUGUUCACUGGAUGUCGGCGUUUGCAAUAACGAUACGGGAGGCGGGGCUUGUGGAGUUGAAGGGAUUCCGAAAUAUCUACGCUGACGAGGCCCACAAUAUCCAAACACAUGCCAAUCAACUUAGCAGCCUGGACAAAGCUUUGGAGAGACUACAGGAGAUCACGCGGCCCAUCGACAGUAGCCCAAUCCACAUGGCCGGGGUUCUGACCCCUCCCCACAGCCACCACAAAGGUCACGCGCAGAGCAUCAGUCUAUGAAACCAGGUCGGCCUUAUUUUCCAUCAAAUCCUAAGCAACUUACGGGUGUACUGUGUUUAUUUUUUUCAACUACAGCUGAUUAAGAAAUGUCGUUUUUGGAGAAGGAAAAAUGAAAUGCUGUAUAUUCUUUCUUCGAGAUUUAAGUGUGGAUUAUAUCCAGAAUAUUCUUUUAUAUCAAGCUUGUUAUAACUGUACACAAUGUACAUCACUGUUUCAGCAGCUAUGAUGAUAUUCAGGAAUUGCGUGUGAAAGUGAGCAACUGUCCUUUUUUUUUUCAAGAAAAGUUUGGUAAAAUAUCCACACGCAAAAAAAACAUGUAUUAGAUACACCUCCAACUGCUGCACUUCCAACUACAGGGAAAAUAUGUCAGUACUUAAUAUGAGUAUAUCCUCAUUGCCAUAAGUGCCUACUAUAUUUCAGUUUUAUUGUUUAUUGAAUGAGUGACAUGUAUAGAUGGAAUUUUCACGAUGUCAUAAUCACUGCGCCUUUAUAAACCGAUCCAAUAAUCCUCCUGCUGUCUGAACAGUCACAGACUGUCAAAUCGAUCCUUUUCCCCUGCCAUGCCUUUUACACAUGCUGGUCACCAACAGUCGGAUCAUAUUUCAAGCAAGCACUGUGACUAGUCAAAUUCAGGCACCAGACAAAAACAGGCAAGUGGUAGGCACAGCUGGCUUAUCAAUCACCUACAGUCAAAACAUAGCUGCAUCAAGUUACAUAAACAGUCACAGCCAGUCAAUCCUGCUUAAUGUAGGCUGGGAGCUGUUGAAAACAGUCAUUUGUUUGAUUUUGACUGAAAGGACUACUUGGCAGAGGAUGUUUGUUUGCGUAGGAGGGUUAAGCCCAGCCUUCUCCGCACGUGGGCACCAACGUGCACUUCUCUCCAAUGCCCCACUGCAUGUUCCUGCCGUGCCAGCAGUAGGCGUGAUUUAAGGCAAACCUCACGCCAGCAAUCCCCAGCUCUGGUAUGGGAUGGGCUCUUUGUUCCAUUCUCACUGAAUAUAACAAUUUGAGGAUGCAUGCUGGUUAUAUGUUUACUUGUUUUCUUUUUUUACCAUUUUUCAGGUACAAACGGGUAAUUUAUUGUUUAUGUAACAUGCAAUUAUUCAGUAGCAUAUGACCAAAAGUGCCUUAAAAACCUCUGGAAAGAAUGUAGUAUCCAGACGCCACUUCUUUUGGUUGUGUACAAAGUCUAUGGAGAGUCGAGUGCCAGUCCCAGAUUCGUGUCUUUUCAACAAAUAUGUUAGUUAUGGCUGAAUGUCUCCAGUAGUUUACUACACAGUGUUGGAUUCUGAUGGAUUCUGUUGGAUUCUGAUGGAUUCAGACAGCUUCUUAGCCAAAAAAAAAAAAAAUUCAAAGGAGUUUAAGGGCCGGUCUCAAUUCAUAUCCGGAACGACUUUCGGACAAGUUGCGUGGAGAAUUAUUCACUUUGUCCUGAAGAAGCUCUGCAUUUGUCCCGGACAUGUUCCGGGGAAAUUGUCAUCAGUAACUGCUUGACCAACCAAUACUAAUAACUCCAUUGGGGGAAGAAUCCUGCUACUUACAUCCGAUACAGUGUCGGCAAAUUUUUCUGGAACUCGUCCCGGAUAUGACUUUAGACAAGCCCUAAAAUGACCCCUUUUUUGCGUUUGUGUUGGUGUCUUAAUGUUUGUUUUAUGCUUGUUUUUGAGUUUCAGUGGUAGGAAGCCCGAUUUUCAUCUAGUAACUGAACUGUUUUACGUAUUUAUUCCAAAUUUUUAAUUAGGUCGAAAAUCAAUUUGUGCCUUUGGGGGAAAUCUUAAAUGAAUUAAGUUAAAUAUACAUGUAUUUAACAAUUUCUUGUAGAAAAAAAAAA
Molecule: messenger RNA, 3438 nt
Organism: Patiria miniata (bat star)
Lineage: Eukaryota; Metazoa; Echinodermata; Asteroidea; Valvatida; Asterinidae
Gene: ccne1
Product: G1/S-specific cyclin-E-like
Exons: 11
Coding region: 330-1607 (425 amino acids)
Biological process (GO): G1/S transition of mitotic cell cycle; regulation of cyclin-dependent protein serine/threonine kinase activity
Cellular component (GO): nucleus; cytoplasm; centrosome
Molecular function (GO): cyclin-dependent protein serine/threonine kinase regulator activity
Source: RefSeq, a predicted model, not a curated record